GUCUUACAGGAUUGCAUCCUUUUACAUCAUUUUAUAUAUUAACAGGAAAGCAGUCUCAUCUGUGAUGCUGGGGCCACCCUACAACCAUACAAUGGAACCCCCUGUCAUCGUCCUGGUGGGUAUUCCAGGUUUGCAAUCUUCACAUCUUUGGCUGGUUAUCUCACUGAGCAUCAUGUACAUAGCCCUGUUAGAAAACACCCUCAUAGUGACUGUAAUUUGGAUGGAUUCCACUCUACAAGAGCCCAUGUACUGCUCCCUGUAUAUUCUGGCUGCUGUGGACAUUGUUAUGGCCUCCUUGGUAGUGCCCAAGAUGGUGAGCAUUUUCUCCUUAGGAGACAGCUUCAUCAGCUUUAAUGCUUGUUUCACUCAGCUGUACUUUGUCCAUGCAGCCACAGCUGUGGAGACAGGUCUGCUACUGGCCAUGGCUGUUGACUGCUAUGUGGCCAUCUGUAAGCCCCUACACUACAAGAGAAUUCUCACACCUCAAGUGAUACUGGGAAUGAGUGUGAUCAUCACUAUCAGAGCUAUCAUAUUCAUGACACCACUGAGUUGGAUGGUGAGUAAUCUGCCUUUCUGUGGCUCCAAUGUGGUUCUCCAUUCCUACUGUGGGCACAUAGCCAUGGCCAAGUUGGCAUAUGCCGACCCCAUGUCCAGUAGUCUCUACAGCUUCAUUGGUUCCUCGAUUACUGUGAAAACCCACAGAACCUCCAUUACUGUGGGUUCUGAUGUGGCCUUUAUUGCUGCCUCCUAUAACUUGAUUCUUCAGGCAGUAUUCGGUCUCUCCGCAAAGAAUGCUCAGUUGAAAGCAUUAAGUACAUGCGGCUCCCACGUCGGGGUUAUGGCUCUGUACCACCUACCUGGGAUGGCAUCCAUCUAUGUGGCCUGGCUGGGGAAGGACAUAGUGCCUUUGCACAUCCAGGUGCUGUUAGCUGACUUGUACCUGAUCAUCCCACCAACCUUAAACCCCAUCAUCUAUGGCCUGAGAACCAAACAAAUAAAGGAGCGAACACGGAGCUUGCUGACGCACUGCCUCUUUAACCACUCCAACCUGGGUUCAUGA
This is a messenger RNA of Mesoplodon densirostris (Blainville's beaked whale), 1060 nucleotides long. Its product is annotated as olfactory receptor 52I2-like. Gene Ontology annotation, molecular function: G protein-coupled receptor activity; olfactory receptor activity. Gene Ontology annotation, biological process: G protein-coupled receptor signaling pathway. Lineage: Eukaryota; Metazoa; Chordata; Mammalia; Artiodactyla; Ziphiidae. The record is from RefSeq and is a predicted model, not a curated record. Gene Ontology annotation, cellular component: membrane.